AUGGAUUCAGGUAUACCAAACCACUUUAUCAAGAUGAAGCAACACCUUGCAUUUGGUACUGCCAUCUUGAAUAUCCAGAUCCCACUGAUGCUGGGAGAUUUGGUAAAUGUUGUUGCCCGAUUCACCAGAGAGCAUACCGGGAACUACCUGAAUGAAGUUAAAGGGCCUGCAGUGAAGUUAUUAGGACUUUAUGGCUUGCAGGGGAUCCUGACCUGUGGGUACAUCACUUUGCUCUCCAGGGUUGGGGAGCGAGUAGCUGCAGACUUGAGGAAGUCUCUCUUCAUAGCUUUACUCAGGCAAGAUGUGGCUUUCUUUGACGCUAACAAGACCGGCCAGUUGGUAAACCGCCUGACCACUGACAUUCAGGAGUUCAAAUCCUCUUUCAAGCUUGUCAUCUCUCAGGGUUUACGGAGUAUCACCCAGACAGCUGGCUGCCUUGUCUCCAUCUACCUGAUCUCUCCAAAACUGACAGGCCUCAUCUUGGUGGUCUUGCCCACUCUGGUUGCUGCUGGGGCACUGAUUGGUUCAGUCCUGCGCGGGCUGUCACGAAAGGCUCAGGAGCAGGUCGCUAAAGCCACUAGUGUUGCUGAUGAAGCCCUUGGUAAUGUUCGUACAGUGAGAGCUUUCGCAAUGGAGGACAGAGAGGCACAUUUGUACUCUCUUGAAGUUGAAAAGUCCAGCAACAUAAAUGAAGCUUUAGGGGUCGGUAUUGCCAUUUUCCAGGGGCUGUCAAACCUUGCACUAAACUGCAUUGUCAUGGGCACUAUCUUUGCAGGAGGAUACUUAGUAGCUGGUGAGCAGCUGUCAGCCGGAGAUCUGAUGUCAUUCCUUGUGGCCUCACAGACUGUGCAGAGGUCCAUGGCCAAUGUUUCCAUCCUGUUUGGACAGAUUGUGAGAGGCAUGAGUGCUGGUGCCAGGGUAUUCGAGUACAUGACCCUGGAAUCUACCAUUCCACUGAAAGGGGGAGGCACGAUCCCCUACCACUCGCUGAUUGGCCAUGUCCAGUUCAAAGACAUCUCCUUCAGUUAUCCAACAAGGCCUGGUCAUGACGUUCUGAAAAAGUUCAACCUGGACCUUCCUCCUUGUAAGACUGUGGCCAUUGUGGGACAUUCUGGAGGAGGUAAAUCCACAGUAGCAGCUCUGCUCGAGCGGUUUUAUGACCCAUGCUGUGGUGUUGUCACUCUGGACGGACAUGACAUUCGGACACUGGACCCAUCCUGGCUCAGAAGGAAUGUCAUUGGAUUCAUUAACCAGGAGCCAGUCCUGUUUGGUACCUCCAUAAUGGAAAAUAUCAGAUUUGGUAACCCUGAUGUCACAGACGAUAAAGUAUAUGCUGCAGCCAAGCAGGCGAAUGCCCACAGCUUUAUAUGCAGUUUCCCUGAUGGGUACAAAACUGUUGUAGGUGAGCGUGGUGUGACAUUAUCCGGGGGACAGAAGCAGCGGAUUGCAAUCGCCCGCGCACUCAUUAAGAAUCCCAGUAUCCUCAUCCUGGAUGAAGCCACCAGUGCACUGGAUUCCGAGUCUGAGCAGGUGGUCCAGGAGGCUCUUGAUCGGGCCACCACUGGCCGGACAGUCCUGAUCAUCGCCCACCGGCUUAGCACCAUUCAGGGGGCAGACAUCAUCUGUGUCCUGAGCAAUGGCAUGGUCAAAGAGUCUGGCACACACAUUGAACUGCUGAAGAAAGGGGGUCUGUAUGCAGAACUGAUUCGCCGACAGAGGACAGAGGGACAACAAUGAAUUUCAUGUAACAAAACAUAACCGUUUCCCGAUACACAAAGUCACUACUGUAUUUCGCAUCUGGUGCACCAUACAUUAUACCGUCUCCAGUGCUACAGCUUGUGGCAUGUCAUAUCUUAUUGGUUCUGUGACCUGCACUAUACCCUGCAACAAGCUGUAGGGUUAUAGGACAAUAGUUGAAUAUUUUGGCCCAAGUUAGUCAGUAGACAGAUGUAUGCAAUGCCACAAAAUGAUACAGAUUUUAAGUAAUUGUACUACCUAUAAUUAGUAACAGCAUCACUGCUCCAUGGAUCCUUGUGCAGUUUCACUUCUACAUCAUGUUUGCUUCUUUGAAAACAAAACAAAAAUGUCUAGAAUUAUAUAAAUACUUGCAAGCAUAGGCAACUAACACUAGUCAAAUUAAUUAAAAUUGGGAUACAAAAUAACUUUCCCACCAGUAUAGCACAUAGGUUGGACAUGAGAAGCAGAAAUCUGCUGCUGCAUCAAUGUUCUUAUGAUCUGAAGUUUUGAUAAGAUGUUAUCAUUUGUAAUCCAUUUCAUGUAAAAAGGUUUUAAAAUAAGUCUUUUAGCAGACCAGUAAACUCAUUUAUGCAAAUUGUUAUUUGUUUUUCAGUCCUAGGAAAGUCUUUCUAGCAGCCAAGUUAAAUCUAACAAUACACAAUUAAUACAUUCAUUAUAUUGUCUGCUGUUGGCUUUAAAAUGGGGAAAGUGUCAAAAUGAUGUGUUGUACACAGUGGAGCCCCAUUAAGUGGUUUACAUUUAGACUUAUGUAACAAUCAUGUGAAGCAGUUGUAUCUACUGCAUAUGUCUCCUACAGUCCAUUGGAGUUUAACGUGAGACACUUGAGUUUGUUAUAUUACACGUUGUAUGUAUUAAAAUAACUUGAAAUAAAAAAUAAAAAAACACAAAA
Molecule: messenger RNA, 2647 nt
Organism: Polyodon spathula (Mississippi paddlefish)
Lineage: Eukaryota; Metazoa; Chordata; Actinopteri; Acipenseriformes; Polyodontidae
Gene: abcb8
Product: ATP-binding cassette, sub-family B (MDR/TAP), member 8
Exons: 15
Coding region: 1-1737 (578 amino acids)
Biological process (GO): transmembrane transport
Cellular component (GO): membrane
Molecular function (GO): ATP binding; ABC-type transporter activity; ATP hydrolysis activity
Source: RefSeq, a predicted model, not a curated record